UCAAAGCUUGCGAAUUGCUUCCGCGCUGAAGAUGGUCGUGAAGCGCUCAGGAGGCUCAAGCUGGUCCGUGGUAAGGUUGAUGAGACCGAUGUCUGUGAGCAUCCUGAGCGAGGAGGUAGAGAAGGUCUCGUCAUAAUCAUUGAAGUCGCCCAAGACAACUAUCUUGGCGUGAGGGUCCGCAGCGAGAAUUCUCUUGACGAAGUCGGCAUUGACGGCAGCUUGGGCAUCACGCUUCUUUUGGCCACUGAUGCAAAGGGGCUGUACCGAACCGAAGAGAGCACAGCUGCCGAGGCGAGAAAUAAAGUGAUUGACGAUGACGAAGACGGUCUCUCCCUUGAAUCGGAAUUCACCCGCCAAGGGCUUGCGUGACUUCUGGAAGGCAUCGUUGGUCGGGUCAAUCCUACCGGGGCUCAACGUGAGCUGGAUUGUGCCCCCUCUUCUGACCACAUCAGUGCUGUCCUCAGGACCGGCUCUGCCGCGAUCGACGAAGGUCACUCGAUCGGGGUUUAACAGAAAUGCGACUCGAAUGUUGCCACCAUCCUGACCUCCGUCCUGGUCGUUCAAUGGGUCGAUCUCGCGCCAACCGUAUCUAGGUCCUCUUGCCUCAGCGAUGGCCUCGACCAGUGCCUUGAGAGUUUCAUCGGCUGACACCGUGCCAUCGUCGAUAGACCCACUGUUGUCCUGCACCUCUUGCAAGCCGAUGAUGUCUGGUGCUUGUAGGCUAUAUGCAAUGACGCGGCCGAACUUCGUCAGCUGGGACCUAUCAGAAGGGUCGAGGUUCAACACGUUGACGGUUGCCACCUGAAUGAGUGGUAAGCACAUCAGAAAGUCGAUCUCCGUAUGCAUCGACAUUCAGUACAUGUCUCCAUUUAACUCACCGUCAGAGCAUCAGCCGUCCCUCUGAGGGUCGUCGUUAGUUUUGGUUGGAAAGUGGACGGGGUGAUAACGGAAGGAGCCUCGGCAGGCAAGACCUCAUAGUUGCCAUAGUCAUACGACAGUACACCAAUCAUGUCGCCGAGCUUGUCACCUAAGAGAGAGGCAGAAACACCAUGAAAGGGAGACACGAUCAACGUAUGUCGCCCUCUCUUCAUUCGAGCCCCCCCUCAAGCAAGAGUAUCGGGUCUGCUUACCCAUUUUCGGGUCCGGAAAAUACGACCCACCGAGUCUGGAGAUGCCGUCGUCAAUCUGCAUAUGCUCGGGGUUGAAGUCGCCAUCGCUGAUAGUGAUGCCACCGAUCGAGUUAAUGAAGGUAGCCUCUCGGCCACCAUCAACAACUCCCAAAUCUCUCCGUAGCGGGUUUUGGGACCCACGACGUGAAAGUCCUUGAGCUCGACACGCAUACCCGAAUGACAGAGGGAAGGGGAGAGGAAAGGAAGAAAGAGGCAUUGUUAUCCAUGAACUCUGGACAAACAUGUAAUAUCAGUACAUGCAUGUACACAUUCAUUUAUGAGUAUAUGGAUGUACACAUACAUGCAUGCAUACAUACGCGUUUACGUACGAUACUAUCCCAGCGCUCCCGCCCACCAUUCCUGCAUACCUUCGAGCUUCUCGUAGAAGUCGAUGCCGUCUGGGUCAAUCUUGUCACUCGGAGGUCUGCCCAUGACCACAGGCUUCGGGAGAUCAUUCCCCAUGCUGACUACCUCAGGCUGGCCGGCAGGAAGCAGCUGCGUCCGAGACAAAUCCCCCGAGCUCCUCACGUCCUCUUGGACCCUCGCCCGCAGACGGACUUCAUCGCCCACCUCCAGCCCCUCGAGGAACCCAUCGAGGAAGACAAAGAUGCCGUCUGACGUCUCACUCCUGCCGUCUCCCUCCGGGUCUUGCAUGUAGAACCCAUCGCGAGCCAGGGACGUGACGAUUCUCGUCGUCUCGACACGCAUCCCUUCCAGCGUAGACUUCCGGCCGGACCCCUGGAUAUCAUAGAUCUUCUUCUCCAAGAUGUCGACCUCUCCGAAAGAUUGGCCCACAUUGACUCUUCCGGGGCUCUCAUCAGCUGGCCCUGCCCACAUGAAGUCACUGGCCUCUCGUCCGAUGCCGAUCAGCUGGAGAGACUGACCGACAGGCGUCGUACCAGAUUCUGAAACUCUGAUGGCGGUGCUUGUCAUGCCUUCAGCAGGUCCGUCCAGUGCCUCAAAGCUGCGUCCUCCAUAACUCACAAACUGCUCCACAUCUCCGUGAGAAUUGACGAGCGCCAGACCGUCCGGUCCAUUUUGAAGGCCAACCCCCUUAAACGCACGCACGCCAAAGCCGUUCAAUUGGUCGGGAAGGACUUCAUCGAGCUCAAUUGUAUCGUAGACCUGCCCAUCGCGUCCGUUGUACAGCUUCACUGUCCAGCCAGCGAGAUUGGUGCCAGCAAGGCCAGCGAUCUCGACAAAUUCACCCACGUCGACGCAUUUAUUAUCGUAAUGCACCUCAUUGAUGAAGACGGACUGUCCGGCACAGGGCGGGACGCAAGACACGAGCACAACAGCGACGGCGAGGGCGAGAUUAAGCAUCAU
This is a messenger RNA of Vitrella brassicaformis, 2495 nucleotides long. Lineage: Eukaryota; Vitrellaceae. The record is from the annotation of a GenBank genome assembly.